CUCUUCAGAGAACUGAAACCAGAGACAGCAGAAAAUCUCAGCAUCCCAGAGCUCUUCACAAAGGGCCCGGUCACCAUGGAGACAACAUUAAGAUGUCCUCCAUCACGGCGAGUCCAAGGUCUUCUUCAGAAAGGACUCUUCCUCAGGAAACAUUCAUCUCCCAAGUGCCAUUAAGAUUGCAGAUCAAAGUGUCUGGUCAGAGGGGGAGUUUGGGAUUCAGUAUUGCUGGUGGGAGGGGCUCUCUGCCUUACAAAGACAAUGAUGAGGGCAUCUUCAUUUCCAGAGUCACUAAAGGAGGAGCGUCAGAGAAAGCUGGGGUCCAUGUUGGAGACAGAGUACAAGAGGUCAACGGCCUAAACAUGCAGGGGGCGACCCACCACUACGCCGUCACCGCUCUCAGGAACGCCGGCAACUGCAUCAAGAUGAAAGUGAUCAGAGAGAGGCUGCUUCCUCGGGAGCUAUAUGACCUGGAUCAGCCUCCUCCUCCUCCUCCAGAUCCUCGAGUAGUGACGGGACGACAGCUGCGAGACUGUGCUGGAGGGGGACGGAUGAGCAAACAGCAGAUAGAGGAGAGCAGAGAAGACAGUUUACCCAAGAAGAUUGAAGCGAUUAUCUGCAAUGGCAACGGCGUUUUGGAUUUGGAGAGGAAUCUGAAGAGGACCCUGUCUGAACUGGAGGCAGUAACCAUGCAAAAUAAAGAAUCCCUACAAGGGGGGAAGCAAACAAUGACAAUCCCCCGGAUCAUCCUCACUCAUCCCUCUACCUCAGAUGAAGAUGUGGAGCUCUUGACGCAGAGCCCCGGCAGAGAGAUGCUUUGACGUUCUGACAGACACUGCUUUGAAAGUGACUUUCACCCACCUUAACCACAUCCUGGGGGGCGGACAAACGUAGAGGACACAGAUUUAUUUUGCUUUGUUGAAGCAUGUUCAGGGAUGUCUCUGUGGAUUUUGCGCAAAAAAGCACUACAAGAAUGUGUUUUAUGUUACUGUCACUGUAAAACUUUUUUAUCUGCCAGGUUUAAGUGCUGCUAAAAGUGUUUCUUCAUAUAAAAGUUUUUUGAAAGAACUUUAUUUUUAUUACCAAACUACAGGGAUUCCCCUGUUUCAAUUCAGGAAAGGCUGAAAAACAAAGGCAGACUGUCCUCUGUUAAAUGCAGUCACUUAAUCAAUGAAUGCUUCUGGCUACCUCUGCUUCACAGCACUCUUCUGCAAGUUACAGACAUGCUUGUAAGCAGAGUCUGCACCCGUGACAAUGUGGAGCCCUCAGAUGUUCUUUAGUCUGUAUUGCGAUAAAAGGCCGGACAGCUGAACGGAGAGCACAGCAGGGAGUUGGUGUUCUGCAGAGACCUGAGUCAGACCGAGCUUGGCAUAUUUAUUCACCUCCUGUGUAAGCUAAAUGCAGACCUGAGAUAUUGGACUCUGCUUUAUGAGAGGAGAAAGAGACAGUACAUCACUCUGGAGGAAUUUUUAAUAUUACUUCCCAAAGCCAAGAAUGUGCAAAGUAGUAAAAGCCUGCCUUGUAUUAAUGAACACUUUUUAGAUUUCUACA
Molecule: messenger RNA, 1548 nt
Organism: Notolabrus celidotus (New Zealand spotty)
Lineage: Eukaryota; Metazoa; Chordata; Actinopteri; Labriformes; Labridae
Product: protein scribble homolog
Exons: 6
Coding region: 93-818 (241 amino acids)
Biological process (GO): neurotransmitter receptor transport, endosome to postsynaptic membrane; neurotransmitter receptor transport postsynaptic membrane to endosome
Cellular component (GO): postsynaptic density; postsynaptic membrane; adherens junction
Molecular function (GO): protein binding
Source: RefSeq, a predicted model, not a curated record